GAAGUGGCGGCGCCGGGGCUGUUGGGAGUUGUAGUCCGCGGGGCGCCGGGAGAACUCCGUGUCCCAUGAGGCUGCGCGGCGGUGGCGCCUGCGCGCGGGGCCUGGGCGGAGCCAAGAUGGCGGCGGCGGCUGGGGUGCCGCGCUCUCCUCCGGGCUGAGGCGGUCGCGGCGCCUGGUCUCCCGCGCGGCGCGGCGAUGUCGGAGCCGGAGCACCUGGGCGUGAAGCGGGCCGAGUCGGCGCGGCUGCGGCGGGCCGAGCAGCUGCGGCGCUGGAAGGGCUCCCUCACGGAGCUGGAGCCGGCGGCGCCGGGGGGCGGGCGCGGCCGGCACCGCGCCGGGGGGACCCGCGUCCGCUUCGAGGAGGGCGCCGUGUUCCUGGCCGCCUGCUCCAGCGGCGACACGGACGAGGUGAAGCGCCUGCUGGGUCGCGGCGCCCGCGUCAACACGGCCAACGUGGACGGGCUGACGGCGCUGCACCAGGCCUGUAUAGACGAGAACCUGGACAUGGUGAAGUUCCUUGUAGAAAAUGGAGCGGAUGUAAACCAACAGGAUAAUGAGGGCUGGACCCCUCUUCAUGCUGUGGCUUCCUGUGGCUAUCUGAAUAUAGCAGAGUACUUAAUCAGCCAUGGAGCCAAUGUGGCUGCUGUGAACAGUGAAGGUGAAGUCCCAUCUGACAUUGCAGAGGAAGCAGCCAUGAAGGACCUGCUUUUGGAGCAAGUAAAGAAACAAGGGCUAGAUCUGGACUUGGCAAGAAAAGAGGAAGAGCAACAAAUGCUGCAGGAUGCACGGCAGUGGCUAAACAGUGGGAAAAUUAAAGUUGUAAAGCAAUCCCGCACAGGUGCCACUGCUCUUCAUGUAGCUGCAGCAAAGGGCUACUCUGAAGUUAUGAGGCUCUUGAUCCAAGCGGGGUUUAAUUUAAAUGUCCAGGACAAUGAUGGCUGGACUCCGCUCCAUGCUGCUGCACACUGGGGAAUAAAAGAAGCUUGCUCUAUCUUGGCUGAGGCAUUGUGUGAUAUGGACAUCAGGAACAAGCUGGGUCAAACACCAUUUGAUGUGGCUGAUGAGGGACUGGUUGAACACUUAGAGAUGCUGCAAAAGAAACAGAAUGUGCUGCGCAGUGAGAAAGAGACAAGAAACAAGCUAAUUGAAUCGGAUGUGAAUGGCAAACUUCAAAGUGGACUCUUCAAAAAUAAAGAGAAGAUUCUUUAUGAGGACGACACUUUGAAGUCUGUGGAAACAGAAGAAGAAAACAAGGAGUCCAGCAGUUCCAGCUCUGAGGAAGAGGAAGAAGCUGAAGAGGAUGAGGCUUCAGAAUCAGAUAUUGAAAAGGAGUCAGAGAGAAAGGAAGAGUCCUCUGCCAACCAUUCUGAUCAUGAACCCAGGAGUAGCAUCAUUGAGCAAGUACGACCACCAGAGCAUAAUUCCUUCCCUUCAUCUGCCAGAAAAUUUAGUUGGCUCAACAAGUCAGAAGAGCAAAAGGAUGAAUCUCCUUCAUCUUGGAGGCUGGGACUAAGGAAAACUGGCAGCCACAACAUGCUCAGUGAAGUUGCUGCUUCUCGUGAAGGACAGAGAGACAGGAGUUCUUUUAUCUAUCGCUCUUCAUCUAGUCCCCGGAUUUCUGCAUUAAUAGACAACAAAGAAAAGGAUAAGGACAGCAACAAAAGCUAUCUUGCCUCAAUAGCCCCUAGAAGACUAAGCAGUACGGGUGACAUAGAGGAAAAGGAAAACAGAGAAUCUGCUGUUAAUCUGGUGCGGAGUGGUUCCUACACCCGGCAAUCAUGGAAGGAUGAACCAAAGGGAAACGAAGCCCCCCAGACAGGUGCACCUUCCACCUACAUAUCUACCUACCUGAAAAGUGCUUCAUUUGGUAGAAGUAGUGACCUCAACAGUCCCUACAGUUCAGCCAAUCGCAGUACAUCUCCAGCUACCUCACCAACUACCAUAUGUUCAUCUACCUCAUUGGGCACCCAGUGGCAACCUGCCUCUUCCUGUCCCACAUCUGUCAGUGCGAAUACUACUGCAUCAGUUCGCCAGUAUACUAGAGUGCCAUCCCGGCAACAAAUUGACUCUGCUGUAGAGAAAAAUACAGAGAACAUCUCUGCUAUCACUCCACUAAGUGUAAUCACAAAUCGCACUGCACUCAGUUCUACCAAUGGUGUUACAAAUGCCAGUGCUGCCGCAACUACUGGAAAGGACUCAGCUGAGGAGGCCAGGGAACGCAGAAGGUCAUAUCUGACUCCUGUGCGGGACGAGGAAGCUGAGUCUCUAAGGAAGGCACGAUCCAGGCAAGCCCGACAGACGCGCAGGUCUACACAGGGUGUGACGCUCACAGAUCUUCAGGAGGCAGAAAGAACCUUCAGCCGAUCUCGAGCAGAGCGGCAAGCUCAAGAACAGCAGAGUGAGAAAUCUGAAAGCACUGAAACAACUGAGGACGGAAGUGAGAGACAAGUGGAGGCCCGGCCCCGGUGGAGCAAAAACCUAGAUGAGGAGCCUGUCUAUCGACGAUUAAGGUGUCCCAUACAACCAGACAAACCCCCAGCACCAGUAUCUCCCUCUACAGCUGCCCCUCUUCUUUAUACAAGUUCUUACCUGGCUCGGACAAAUAAACCUCUAGGCCCUGACUCUGAAAACCCAGCAGACUUCCACAACACGGCCACAGAGAUGGAAAAAAAUGAGUAUGAAGAUCAAGAUUUAGAUGACAGAUCUCCAAACACGCAGUCAAUUCGAGAGAGGCGGCGGCCAAAGGAGAGGCGAAGAGGCACUGGCAUCAUUUUCUGGACAAAAGAUGAUGAUGAGGUUGAUGGUAACGAGGAAAAGAAAGAGAGUCGGCAUGAAAGACUUUCCAGGUUGGAAUUGGCAGGUACGAACCCUACCACCAGUGACUCCUACAGCGAUCGUGCCUCCAGCCGCUCCAGUGCCUACACCCGGAGAGAGAACCGGUUGGCCUCUCUCAGUGCCAGAACAGAGGACGAAAGUAACAGGGACUAUAAAAAGCUCUAUGAAAGUGCCCUGUCUGAAAACCAGAAGUUGAAAUCAAAACUGCAGGAAGCCCAGUUGGAGCUGGCUGAUAUCAAAUCAAAACUGGAAAAAGCAACCCAGCAGAAACAGGAAAAAACCUCUGACCGAUCGAGUAUGAUGGAGAUGGAGAAAAGGGAGAAGCGAGCCCUUGAGCGGAGACUCUCUGAAAUGGAGGAGGAGGUGAAGGUUUUAACAGAGCUGAAGUCAGAUAAUCAAAGGCUGAAAGAUGAAAAUGGAGCGCUCAUCCGUGUCAUCAGCAAACUCUCCAAAUAGGAAAUUUGAUCAAAGGAAGGAGGAGGGGGUGUCUCUGCACAAGCUGCCAACCCUGCCACUAACCUGUUCAACACCUCUUGCCCUCCAAGCAGAAGUACUGCAAGCAUUGCAGAUAUGGGAUCAACUUGUCACCUCCCUCUGCUCCUCCCACCACAGUACAUUCCCUCAUUGCCCGCUAAAGGCACCCCCAGAUGUUUUAUUAUUUUUAAUUUAAGCAUGUUGUGAUAUCUUGGACAUUUUAUUCAAGAGGGAAAAAAACCCGAGGAUUAGGUUUGAGCUGUCAAGACUGGGCUUGUGGCACGAAGUCGUGUUCAAAGUUGACUCCAGUCUGGAGUAAAGAAUCAAUCUACUGUAAUAAACAAUGCAGAAAUGAAUAGGGAACUGAUCCAGCAUGCCCAAGCCCUCUUUAGGUGGUUGGGGGGUGGAGGUGGGAAGCAUGAGCAAGAGCACUGAAGUGUCGGCCUCCCCACUUGGAGUUUGGGAAUCUGGUUAAAUGGUGAUGCUGUGAAAGCCAUGAGGGCUCAUUUCUGUGACAGACUGACAACAGCUGCUUUGCACAGAGAAUCUGUUCUCCUCCUGUUCGAGUAGCUGAGUCUCUCCUUAUUUAAUGUAAGAUUUUAAAUCAUUUUGGUAACUUCAUUUCUGAACCCUACCUUUGGAUCCCCCUUUCCCUGCCAAACCUGUGCAGCCUGGGUGGUGAUAAUGCAUCACUCUGUACUCCUUCCAGGAUAACUAUCUCAGUUACUGGCCAGGUAAUGGCAUUGCUAAUUAAAUCUUGACCCUUGCCUUUUGGGAUAGGAUUUAUCACUGGUAAAAGCCUCCAAAGGAGAAGCUGGGCCAGCAGAGAUCACCUGCUAUAUUUACAUGUGUAUGUAACAUCUGGGUGUGAAUAUCCAUACAGUGAGGUAUGCAUAUACAAGUAAGCAGUCCCUUUUUUCCAAGAGCAACAUGGAGCAUUUUUCUACUAACCUACUAUGAGAGGAGCACACUAAGCAGAUCUUUCAUGUCACUGUCAGCAGGAGCAAAAGCAAAUGAAAAUGCAGCAGUAGUCUGAGUUGGGCUUAAAGGGAGUUAGGUGGGAGAAGAGGUGUGUGCAAGGGAGAUAUCAAGAGGAUGAUGGAAGCUCCUGACACAGCUGUUUCCAGCUGCCUGAAACAGUGACCAAUUGUCCUGCUGUAUAUCAUGGAAGGGUAUAAUUAUAAUUUAUUUAAUAGGAGCAAGAAUGAGUCUGUGCUCAGUGCAUACUGAUAACUGAAUCUGUGGAGUUAUUUUUUUCUUGCUGGAAGCUAGUAACUGGAUUUGACCUUGAUGGAAAACCUCAAAGGGCUCUUUCAUGUUAUAAGUACUUAAAACAGAUUGAAAGUGUUCUCUCUCAUGGGCAUUCGGAAAGCAGCUCCUCCAGAUGCUAGAUGCUUUUGAUUCUUAGCUUUUCUUGGAAGCUGGGUUAUAACAAGUCAACACAUUUGCUGAGCUUUGCAUAGAAGGGCUUCUUGCAAAGGCACACUCUGCCAGUGCUAGGGCAGUUGUAGCACUUUUCUGUAUUCCAGAUCAUGUGCUUUUUGACUGACUUCCACUUUUUUCUUCUUACUUCUACACGUUCCAGUUCUCUUCCAAAGUUUGUGCUCAGACUUCUGAUGCCCAGACUUCAGUAGCUGUUGGUUUCAGAUUGUUUCUUCUGGUCUCCUCCAUUGUAUAUUUUUGUAUCGGAACUUUUUCAAACUUUAUGUCUACUUUGCAUUACAUCUACAUCCUUUCUGCUGAACGCAACUAAACAUGACUUACCAUGGACUCUGUUUGGGCCCCUACUUGGUUGUCCAAGUAGUCACUUUUGCUUCAAAAGAGAGAAUUUUUUUCUUUUUAUACUUGGAGAAAUUCCCUCUGCAACACGGAUCUGGGAAAGAAGGGGCCAAAUUAGUUACAGUAUAGCAUUCACAUAUUCUACAACGCACUGGCUCCAGCAAGCACCUAGCCUUUCCUUGUAUUCCUUCUGAGAACUGAGAGCCUUGGGAAUUGAAAUGGGUCAAUGCUUGUAGCCUCAUACUUCACCCAUGUGCUGCUCUCUUUGUGUAAGUACUUGAUCUGUCUUUCAUCUUGUGGUCCACUUCUUUUGGAUGCUCCUCAAUUCAGAUUUGAAUAUCUCUUGAGUCUAGAUGUGUCAAGAGUCUGGUCACUUCCUAUGUUGUAUAGGCUUCAUGCCUGUCAGAAGCCACUGAUAUUGGUGUGAAGGAUGUUUUCCAUCUGAUAUGCUAGUAUGUGAGCAUCUGAUCAGCACACAUCCUACUGUACGAGGGUUGGGAUCUCAAAUUGUUAGUCGCUCUUCUUUUGACAAGAAGAGUGCCAAGAAGUGUGGAAAAUCCUGAUGUAUCUAGCCCCUUCUGCAGUAUUCAUUCUGCACUAGGAUUUUAGCCACUAUCUACUUGGAGCAUUACAUAACACUGUAGGUUGAAGGAAUAUCUCCUUAGCAUAUUUGCACCUCAAGAAAAACCUGCAAAGGAUAAUAAGGGAUGCAAAAAGCAUGAUUCUCGUGUGUUAACAUGUGAAGCCAAGACACUUUCAGUUAAGUGUCUGUUUAGCACUGGGUUUUACCAUCCUAACGUCUGGGGGUGGAACUCGCAUCAGUAGCUUAGCUCUGUUGACUAGCCAGAACUGUGAGUAUUUUAUUGUUGUACAGUGCUGAUGAAAACCAACUUCUUCAGAGUUCCUUGGGUUUAACAAACCACUCCUGACUUUACCAUUGGAUUAAAGAGAGAAGGUGCAGGACACCUAGCUUUCUACACGCGAGACUUUCAGUGGUGAAAAGCAGUCGUUUUGAAAAUAUGUCUAUUUUAAUCAUAACAUCAUCUCUUGGAAAGUACUAAAACUUUAUUCCAAGCAAUUGCUUGGGAACCCAUUUUUAUCCAAAGAACUUAUUGCAGCUGCAAGAGAUAGAAAUAUGCUUAAUUUAUAGAGCAUGUCCUCCUGAUAAGUUAAGGAUCAUUUCUCCAAAAUUGGUAGAAUUCAGGGCAAUCUUUUUUCCUCUACUGGGUAACAUGUUUCCAUUUUGGUAUGCGAAGGUUGGACUUUUAGCCUCCUAGGAGAUCAUACUAUAUACAAAGAUGACAUAGUUGCAGUGAUUCCUAGAAUCGUCAGUCAGACUCUAUAAGGAGGGAAACAUGGGAGUCAGGGUGUCAGUGUGCAUGCACAUGUGUGCAGCACACACACAGGAACUGUGAAGAUUACAGGGUCUGUAUGUAAAAAAUCUGUUAAAUCAAGAAAGAAGCCCUUUGCUUUUUACAACUACAUUCCUACCCAUACAAGGCUAAAAGAAACAGCCCAUUCAAAGCUGUACUUUAGAAAUGCUCUUACACCUCUAAGUGCUUGCUGAUCUUUUCUCUUCUUAGUCUCCUGCUGUAGGGUCUAAACCAUGCCAACUUUGACUGACUUUAUGGUAAGGGUAACAAAGGGCCACACAUACUAACCCAGAAUGAGGAAGAAAUGUAUUUUAGUGUGGACUUGGUUUCAGGUUCGUUGCUCAAAUUGUGAAACGAGUUGUUGAGAUGGGAACAGGUCUGUUUGGUAUGGGUGAAGCUGAAGGCUUGCUAAGAGAUGUAUCACGGUUGUCAGAGCUUACAAAAAUGUGCUCUGCAUGCAGGGAAUGUCUUGCAAGCUGUCAUAGUAGGAAGGUGCAUCUAUGUGAUGAGCUCAAUUGGCUGGAGAUUAAACUGACUUCUCUCACAUUAAACUAAAUGUUAAUGGACUAGAGGUAAUAAUGGAUUUACCUCUGAAAAGUAAAAGAAAUGGAGGCUUUUAAAGAAAUGGAGGCAAAGCUGAGACAUCUGUAUAGGACUGACAUAUUCAGUGUGACUAGGGUUCUGUUGCACAAAAUAACUGAAGAUUUUAUCUUGGGGAUGUGAGGCAGUAGUGAGAGCUACUCACUAUCAAUGUUGAUCCACUGUCAGUUGAAUUAGUUGCUCAUUAGUCUAGAGAACAGGCAAGCCAUGCUUCAGUCAUUCAGAGAGCAGCCUAUCUGCAGCGGUGCCUAUUUUUAUAAGUGUAGUGUGUGUGAGAGAGUUUUGACCCUCAAUAAGUCAGCCUUGCAGGUUUUGGAUUGGUUAUUAUGUCUUUGAUAUAACUGUAUAGCACUUCCUUUGCACUGUUAAGUGCUUCAGGGUUUAUGCUGUCAGGGGCUUUUAUCACCAAGACCAUCAAUCAUGGUAAUACUAUAGGAUAUGGCCCUAAUUGCCAAUAAAUCAUUGAUAAAGUGCAUGCAACUCAGUGAUUGUACUAGGUUUUUAAACUGUGGUGUUUCCAUUGAUAAAAGGUUAGUUUGGUCCUAACCUUAUUUGAAGGGACCUGAUUUGGAAGGAUUGUGUCUUGUAAAUGUCUCAGAAGAAAAGAUAACCUCUUGGGCAAAUUCAGCUAAUCCAGUGUAGUGAACUAAUGUGCUUGAGUAUAGCUGGCAGGAAGCAACUUAGAUUGUUUUCAAAGCUGUUGUUAAAUUAAAAAAAAAAAAAAAAGAAAAACAAAAUAUCACUCAAUCCAUAACAGUUUUCUGCAGAGGAACAGAUUAUUCAGACCUGAUCCUGACCAUCAAGCUUAGGUCCAAGGAAGGUCACAAGAACUUCACCAUAUUAUUUGCCUAGGGUAGGCUGAAAAGACCUUGUCACUGCUAGGGUGUACUCCUUGCUAUCAGUCCUACCCAGGAUGAGUGGGACUGAUUAACCUCAGCUUGCAUCUUUGUCCUUUCUUGGGCUUGUUUCAUUGAUCCAUCAGUGACGUGAGGCUUCUAGCCUCCAAAGACAGUGGAGUCCCAGAACACAUUUUGAAAUACCAGUUGUUUUUACAUAUGCUUCAAGGCUUGUGGUCCUCUCCUGUUAUCUUCCCUCCACGGUUCCUUGGGCACUUGCAGGCAUUUUGGGUUAUUUAUGUACUUCCUAUGCUACUUUAUCUCCCAUGUAUUCACAGCACUUACAUUUCCUCUUGUCUUCUCUGAAUGAACAGACAGCUCAUAGGUUGUAAGUGACCGCUGCAAGGACAAAGAGCAAAUUUGCAGGAAGCUGGUAAGGGCAUUGUUUCCAUGACCUUCCUCGAAGAUCUAAAACUAGGUGUGGGAUCCUUUAACACCAAAUGGAACUGAGAGCUGGUUAGGAAAAUGUGCCCCUUUGGAAGAGGAGUCUGUUGUCCUAUAUAGUCCUUCCCAUCUGUAGAGCCAUGGGCAUUGGGACAUAGGAUUCCUUAGCAAUAGCCUGCUGAAGAAAUGCCCCCCUUUGCUAGAAAAUGACCACACCAAAAAAAGAAGCACCUGCUCUGUUGCCUAGACUUGGCCAGAGCUCACUUCUGAAGGAGGAGGAAGCUGGCUAGAGCUUCCAGACUAGAGUCAUCCUGGAGUAAACAGGCCUGGUAGCACCUGAUUGCUCCCGGUGAAUGGAAGCUGUCUGCCAGCAACGCACUUAUGUGGCCUUUCAUGAGAACGAUUGUUAGUGCUGAACUGUAGGCACUUCUCCCAGAGGGAAGAGAACAGUUGACAUUUCACUAGUGACAGCUGCAGUCUCUGAGGCAGGAGGUCUGGUGCAGCCGUUCUACAUUGCUUGCUUUCAUGCUUGUACAUGUUGCUGUAGAUUCCCUUUUCCCACACAUUCAUCUUGGUUAUUCCUUUUUCAGUUAGAUUGUUAUCAUGCUGCCCGACCAGAAACACGGAACAGUUGUUAAAUUUUAAGCUUGAAUCCUUUUAUCUUUCUUCUUUAGUUGCCAUCUUCAAAGAUAGUUGUUGUAGGAAGUCAGGUAGCUUUUAGGUCAGGAGCAAAAUGUGUUUUAAAGGUCUUGGAAAGUGCUGGUGUUUCUGGUACGGAGCAAGUCCACAAUUUUGUUUUUCUGAGGAGCUGUUGAGGUCACUCCAAGGCCUGUAGUUCAAUCCCUGUCCUCUGCGAGACUCCUGGAGUCGCCAGCUCCGGCAGCGUUCCACAGAGAGCUCGGAGGCUGUGCCUGACAUUCAGACCAGCUCUGGGGUCAGUGCUUCCUUCUCCCUCUCUUUCUCCUGAAAACAAAUUUCUCAUUUCUGCUUGGGGUGAGUAUUGGUUACUUCAGGGCUGUCCAACUUCUGGGCAGCCAGGGGCUGCACACAGUACACGCUGCAGAUCCAGGGGUCACAGGCAAGUAGUCCCCACCCUGGGCUCCACCCUGUCUUGUGCACAGCCCCCAGCUAGGAAAAACAAAAAGCUGCUUUGCUACUUCAGAGAGUACCUGGGGCAACAAUCUGGAUACAGCAGAGCAAAGUUGCCCUGUUUCCCUUUGCUUUUCAUAGGAAAUGCAGACUCUUUCCAGGAAAUGCCCUUACAUCUUGAUUGCUAAUCUUGGAAGAGAUGGAUUGACUCUGCUGGUAGUGUCCCACCUCUCCAAGCAGUAGGUAUGCUGUACUUACCUGGUUUAAGGAGUUUCAUGGCUCUUUGUAAAUACACAACUCAGAGAAAGCAGGACUAGCUUAGGAAAUGGGGGGGAAGAAUGUAUUUUUAUGCAACUUUGAGUGGCCUUUCAAACCCCGAGAUGAAUGAUUUGUUUUACUGGGUGUUGUUAUAUAGUUAUAAGUAUUAUGUGUUUGAAAGUUUGGGAAUAAUAUUCACAUCUAUAUGAUGCUUGUAAACACAACAGUAUUUAUAAAUGAAUAAAACAAAACUGUUUUAA
Molecule: messenger RNA, 9948 nt
Organism: Alligator mississippiensis (American alligator)
Lineage: Eukaryota; Metazoa; Chordata; Crocodylia; Alligatoridae
Gene: PPP1R12B
Product: protein phosphatase 1 regulatory subunit 12B
Exons: 25
Coding region: 196-3291 (1031 amino acids)
Biological process (GO): signal transduction
Cellular component (GO): Z disc; A band; cytoplasm
Molecular function (GO): enzyme inhibitor activity; protein kinase binding; phosphatase regulator activity
Source: RefSeq, a predicted model, not a curated record